UCCUUUCCCGGCCCCUCCCACCGAGGAGGCAUAAAAAGCCGCGAGAAGCCGGAGAACGGGGAGGACCGCACGCACACGGGCAGGAAAAAGUUGUCAAAUGUUUGGAGGGGGACGCCGCGAAGCCACGGAGAGGAGACCCCCCCAAGACGACGACGAGGGGAGAGGAAGAGGAGCUCGCCUGGCACUCUCUGGCGCAGGGGGGCUCGUCCGCCGCAAAAUGUCCCGCAGAGCGGCGCUGGCCUUGCUCAUCUACGGCAUGGUGGUGCAGCGGGCCGCCGGGAGCGGAUCGCACGUGGCGCUGGGCUUCCCCGCCGUUACACUUGAUGGCGAAGUGUACGACGUGGACGGGAACUCGCUGCCGUCGCUGGAUUACGACCGGCAGCAGCUGGAGGUGAGAAGCCCCCCAGCGGGGGCGGACGACGUCUACUCUUUGUAUUACCCGCCGCCGGACAAAAGGUAGGCAAUCCGGACUUAUAUUCUGUCGUCUUUACAUAUUGCAUUUGAUUUGAUUUGAUUUUUUUUUUUUUUUUUAGAAUUCUUUCGUGUUUGUAUUAUUAUUUAUCUUAAUUUGGGGCCGUGUUGCUUUGAUUUGUCUUAAAAAAGGGAAUUCUAGUCUAUUUCAACCUUUUUCCAUUUUUGGGGGGCUUUUUGUUAUUUUCUUAGGAUUAUACUUGUCUCCCUUUGAAUUGCCCUUAUUUUAUUACAUUUCUUUUGAAUCUUGAUUUUUUUUUUUUUUUUUUUACCUCUACUUCAUUCUAUAUCUUUAGUAUUUUAUUUUGUUUAUUUUAAUGUAUUUAUCCGUUGCUACAUUGAUGCUCCUCUUUAUUUAAUGAUUUCAUUUUUUUCCUUUAAUUUAUUUUGUUGUAUUGAUUUUCAUGUUAUUAUUCUAAUUUUUAAAAUUUCUUUGAGUCAUUGUUUUGCAAUUUCUUAAAUUUUAAGCAGAUCAGUUUCUUUUUCUUUUAUGUAUUUUC
Messenger RNA from Syngnathoides biaculeatus (alligator pipefish), 971 nucleotides. Its product is annotated as glucagon family neuropeptides-like. Lineage: Eukaryota; Metazoa; Chordata; Actinopteri; Syngnathiformes; Syngnathidae. The record is from RefSeq and is a predicted model, not a curated record. Bases 98 to 460 code for a protein of 120 amino acids. The transcript is spliced from 3 exons.